AUGGAAAAUGGUGAUUUAAAUCAUCAGAAUACUUAUCUUGCUGCUUAUGCACGUGAUAAAGGUCACAAACCAGGGGAAGCAGUAGAUUACAAUGAAUUGCAAAGUGAAUACUUGGACAAAAAUUCUAAGGAAAACUCAGAUGUCGUGAAAAUAGUAA
Molecule: messenger RNA, 157 nt
Organism: Funneliformis geosporum
Lineage: Eukaryota; Fungi; Glomeromycota; Glomeromycetes; Glomerales; Glomeraceae
Source: the annotation of a GenBank genome assembly